This is a messenger RNA of Cucurbita pepo subsp. pepo (vegetable marrow), 1124 nucleotides long. Lineage: Eukaryota; Viridiplantae; Streptophyta; Magnoliopsida; Cucurbitales; Cucurbitaceae. The record is from RefSeq and is a predicted model, not a curated record.
UCAGAGUAUGGCGAGGUGGCUUUUGUAUUCUAAACCAAUGCGCUUACUCCGUUGCUUGCUCAUAUUGCUCGUUUGGUCUGUUUCUUGCACCGACUUUGAUGAAUUGUUUCAAUCAAAUUGGUCGCCCGAUCAUAUCCUCAUUGAGCAAGAUCACGCCAACUUAACACUUGACUCUGUUUCUGGUUGUGGGUUUGAAUCUAAGAAGAAGUAUCUAUUCGGAAAAGCGAGUGUCCAAAUCAAACUAGUGGAGGGCGACUCUGGAGGGACAGUGACAGCCUUCUACAUGACAUCAGAGGGACCAAACCACGAUGAGCUAGAUUUUGAGUUUUUGGGGAAUUUAUCGGGACAACCAUAUCUAGUUCAAACUAAUGUGUAUGCUAAUGGCACUGGAAACAGAGAGCAAAGGCACACUCUAUGGUUUGAUCCCACUACCGAUUUUCAUACUUAUUCCCUCUUCUGGAAUCGUCACUCUAUAGUGUUUCUAGUUGACAAUAUUCCCAUAAGAGUGUUUGAGAACAAAGAAGAAAGCGGAGUGGCCUACCCCAGAAACCAAGCCAUGGGUGUUAGAGGUUCCAUAUGGAAUGCGGAUGACUGGGCGACACAAGGAGGAAGAGUUAAAACCAAUUGGAGCAACGCGCCAUUUGUGGCUACAUUUCGAUCUUUUGACAUUAAAGCUUGCGAAUUGGAGCCUGAGGAGGAUGCAGAGGCCAAGUGUGGUAUGCCAAGGCAAUUCUGGUGGGACAAGCCAUCGUUAAGAGGGCUAACCAGGCACAAAGCACACCAACUGAAGUGGGUUCGUGCACGGCAUUUGGUAUACGAUUAUUGUAAAGAUUCUGUGAGGUUCAUGGAAUUACCCAGGGAAUGUGCCUGACAUAUCAUUUCAUGGACCCUUUUCUAAAAUGUCACAAAAUGCAACUUGUUCCAUUUCUGAGGCCUCUACGACCAUACAUAAGAACACAUUUGAAUUUGUUCAUAAGCAAUUUAAGGUACACAAACGAACAUGGGAGAACAAAUUCAUACCUCUGUUGCAGUAACCACAAAGUUGAACCAAAUUUCAAUACUCGGCAUUGAAUGUAUCAUAUCCCCAGUGGUAAUUUUAGGAAGCAAAUGCCCAUGAAUUGUGU